This is a messenger RNA of Cotesia congregata, 1269 nucleotides long. Lineage: Eukaryota; Metazoa; Arthropoda; Insecta; Hymenoptera; Braconidae. The record is from the annotation of a GenBank genome assembly.
AUGAAAAAAAUAAAUAUGAGCAAGUAUUUGUAUAAAGCGAGUGGAUUUACCAUGUGGUUCAUCGUGUUAGUCAUCGCAGCUCUUCACCAGGUCACCGGUCAGUUACUCGACAAUGAGUUUCAGCCAACAGUCACUGCGACCUGCAAAGAUGGAUACAUGACAAUAAGAUUAAAUCUUAAUGACAGUUUCGUUGGAGCUCUUCAUGCGCGUGACUACAGGACUUCCCAGUGCAUGGUCGCUGGUAAUGGCUCUAAGCAAGCGACUCUUGGUAUUAAUCUUCUUGCUGUUCAUGGAGCACCUGACUAUUGUGGUGUUAUUAUCAAUAAUAGUACCGAAGAAAGAUCAUUACCAAUAGCCGUGAGAAUUCACAAGACACUAGAAUUAGCGGAUGACAAAUUUUAUGUGAUAACUUGCGGUAAAGCCGGAUUUAAAAAUGCCAAAAAUGAAACAUCUUUGGUGUCACUGCGUCUUCUGGAUUCCGGCCGUCGCGUGCAAGAGGCAAUCUACGGUCACAACUACACGCUGCGAAUGUACGGAAUCAGAGUAAAGUCUUGCUUCGCAUUCAACAAGCGAAACAGCAGCGUUCAGCUGAUCGACGAUCGUGGCUGUCCGGUCAAGAACCAUGUCAUCACUAAAUUUAUCUACGACACAAACACGGGAAUUGCUGACGCAACUCUCUACUCGAUGUUUAGAUUCCCUGAGAGUCCUCAGGUUCAUUUUCAGUGUGACAUUGCCGUCUGUCGGGGGGAAGAAGGAAUUUUAUUGGCUGGCACAAGUGUAUUUGUGUUAAACCCCGGAGAGACACCUGUGGUGCAGACGCUGUACGAUGACGGAGCGGUGCAUCCACAAUGGCUGCUGUGGUUAGCCGUCGCAUUUGGUAUUCUCUUCCUCAUAAUGCUUAUCAUCAACAUACUCCUGUGCUCAGCGAUGACAUGCAGCUGCGCGAGAACGGAAAUAAUUGAAAAGGAGCCGUCGAUUAUCGAGGACUACGAUCCCUAUCGCAGUUGGCCGGGGUCUCAAUAUGGCUCCAGAUACUCGCUGAACGGUAAACCGGGCGGUUAUCCAUCCGGAGGAUCAACUAUGAACUCAACGAGAUCAAUAUCAACAAACAGUGAUCACUAUGCGAUCGUCCAGUCCCGCCCUGGCAGCAGGUACUCGGGCCCUGGACACAAGCACCACCAUCAUCAUCAUCACAGAGGACCGCCGUCUAAUAUCGGAUCCCACUAUUCACUCGCUCCAUUGAGAUCAGAGAUCCUUGGAUACUAUUAA